Ailuropoda melanoleuca (giant panda) is the source of this 5814-nucleotide messenger RNA. It is a transcript of the gene GPR63, whose product is annotated as G protein-coupled receptor 63. Gene Ontology annotation, molecular function: G protein-coupled receptor activity. The coding region runs from base 548 to 1807 and encodes 419 amino acids. The record is from RefSeq and is a predicted model, not a curated record. The transcript is spliced from 2 exons. NCBI's taxonomy places the organism in Eukaryota, Metazoa, Chordata, Mammalia, Carnivora, Ursidae. Gene Ontology annotation, biological process: G protein-coupled receptor signaling pathway. Gene Ontology annotation, cellular component: membrane.
GGUGGCCUCCGGAAUCGCUCGGGCUUAGCUUGCCCCCUCCCUCUUUAUUAGCCUCCGCCCCCUCACCCUCCUCCCCCUCACCUCGCGUCCUAAAACGCGGCGGGCGCCUUUAAGAGGGAGCUUUGGUUACCCUGGGGGCGGGAACCCCUCGGCAGAUUGGGAGGCGGCGGCUCUCGCCCGCGAUGCUUCUCACUUUCUGCUCCAGCUCCCGCCGCCGCCACCGUCGCCGCCGCCGCCUGGAUCGCCACCACCGCCUCCUCCUCUUCCUCCCCUGCCUUCAAGCGUCGUUUUCUGCAGCAGUGAGAAGUGCUAUGUCAGGAAAGUUCCGGGAGGGACUGGAUGGGGCCAUGCUCCCUGGGUUCUUCGGUAGGCGCCCGCGCGCAGCCCUUUGUAUGAGGCAAAAGGACUCCUGUGGAAGAUGGAGCUCUUUGUCCGUUUUCCGGAAGGUGUGUCCAAGCGCAUCAAUGAAACAUGAUACUGCUGCUCUGUGUUGAAAUGCUUGAAGAACACCCACAUCUCUGCCAGAGCCUUCCAUCCUGCUGACACCAUGGUCUUCUCUGCAGUGUUGACUGCGUCCCAUACUGGGGCAACCAACACAACAUUUGUGGUCUACGAAAACACUUACAUGAACAUUACGGUCCCUCCACCGUUCCAACAUCCUGGCAUUGGCCCGCUGCUCAGAUACAGCCUAGAAGCGAUGGCUCCCACUGGAAUGAGUUCCUUGACAGUGAAUAACACAGCUGUACCCCCAACACCAGCAGUUGUUAAGAGCCUAAACUUGCCUCUCCAGAUCAUCCUCUCUGCUAUAAUGAUAUUUAUUCUGUUUGUGUCUUUUCUUGGGAACUUGGUCGUUUGCCUGAUGGUUUACCAGAAAGCUGCCAUGCGCUCUGCAAUUAACAUCCUCCUUGCCAGCCUGGCAUUUGCAGACAUGUUGCUUGCAGUGCUGAACAUGCCCUUCGCCUUGGUAACUAUUCUUACUACAAGAUGGAUUUUUGGGAAAUUCUUCUGUAGGGUAUCUGCUAUGUUUUUCUGGUUGUUUGUGAUAGAGGGAGUGGCCAUCCUGCUUAUCAUUAGCAUUGAUAGGUUCCUUAUUAUAGUCCAGAGGCAGGAUAAGCUAAAUCCAUAUAGGGCUAAGAUUCUAAUUGCAGUUUCUUGGGCGGCUUCCUUCUGUAUAGCUUUUCCUUUGGCUGUAGGAAACCCUGACCUGCAGAUCCCUUCCCGAGCCCCCCAGUGUGUGUUUGGGUAUACAACCAAUCCGGGUUACCAAGCUUACGUGAUUUUGAUUUCUCUAGUUUCUUUCUUCAUACCCUUCCUGGUGAUACUGUAUUCGUUUAUGGGCAUACUCAACACCCUUCGGCACAAUGCCUUGAGGAUCCACAGCUACCCCGAGGGUAUAUGCCUCAGCCAGGCCAGCAAGCUGGGUCUCCUGAGUCUACAGAGACCCUUCCAGAUGAGCAUUGACAUGGGCUUUAAAACGCGUGCCUUCACCACCAUUUUGAUUCUCUUUGCUGUCUUCAUCGUCUGCUGGGCCCCAUUCACCACUUACAGCCUUGUGGCAACAUUCAAUAAGCACUUUUACUAUAAGCACAACUUUUUUGAGAUUAGCACCUGGCUACUCUGGCUCUGCUACCUCAAGUCUGCAUUGAACCCACUGAUUUACUACUGGAGGAUUAAGAAAUUUCAUGACGCCUGCCUGGACAUGAUGCCCAAGUCCUUCAAGUUCUUGCCACGUCUUCCUGGUCACACAAGGCGGCGGAUACGUCCCAGUGCUGUCUAUGUGUGUGGGGAACACCGGACAGUGGUGUGAAUAUUGGCACUGCUUGACAUUUGGGGUGAUGGUUGCUCUUUAUCUGACUUUGAAUUUUCUUUCACGUGGGUUCUCCAAGUAUACCUUACUGGUUUAUAUAGGGUUUGUGCGUAAGGGUGUGUGUGUGCAGUGUAAAGAAAGAAUGGUGAUUAGUUAUAGUUCUGUUACAAAGGAUAUACAGUAGGGAAGUGAUCACAAAUGUUACCUCCAGGGUUCAAGAGAAAUCCUUGAUUUAGGGUGGGGAGAUGGUGUUUUGUUUCUUUGAUUGAUUUUGUUUUUGAAGCAGGAAUCAAGAUUGUGCUUUAUUGAGCCUGCAGUUACAUUGAAUUGUAGGUGUUUUGUAUGCUGCUAAGGUAUGCUUAAUUGAGUUUAUCAUUUUUUUUUUUCUGGAAGACAUUGCUGCUUUUUGCCAUCACAUUGGAGCCAAAACCACGUAGAUCUCAGUAGAUAAAUAUUCACUUUUAUUAAAAAAAAUAACCCAAGGGGGUUAGUGACAUUUUAAAGGUCAUUAAUAUUUACUUUGGUGCACUUUAAGAAAUAACGUACAAACUAAUUCAGUCAUGUUUUUCAGAAUUGUUUUUAUACGUGACAUGUUGUGCUUUAGGGAACAUUGCAUUAUUAUUUCUAGGAAGAUUUUAAAAAAUGUUUUAUCUGCAUGUCCAGUUUUAAAGGAGAGAACAUAAAAAUGUGGACAUUUUUCUAAGCACAAUAGGGAUUCUUCAGAGCAAAGUCGAGGAGACAGAGCAUCCUUGCAAAUUUAAAUGGGAUGCAGUGAGGGGGUAGCUGGUGUGGGCUGUGGUAUUUCCUUUGACUCCAGGAUUCUCACUGAGUCCAGUGGGGAGAAGGACCUACCACUUGUUGGACACCUACCAUCUCCCAGGCCCUGUGCAUCUUUAUCCUCACAGCAAUCCUGUGAGGUAGGUAUUCUUUUUCUCUUUUUUUACGAAGAAAAAAAAGUCUCAGAGAGAUGCAAAUCCUGCCCAAGGUUAAUGGUAGAGCUGGAAUCCAAAAAAGUCUGUCAGAAUCCUUAGACUGCUGUUCUGUGCCACGUAGACAUAUCAUUCAGGUUUAAGUAUUUCAUAGUCAAGAAGGAACUCUGUAGCCUUUAAUUUUUUUUUAGACUAAAACCUUCCUUUUAAAAGUAGCUUCACUUUUUUUAUUACCAAAAAAAUGUGAAAACAUUACAGAAAGUGAGGAAAAUAGAAAAAAAAUCUCUCACAACCACCCUUUUACAGUGGAACUUAAAAAUCUUAGACAAGGCUGUAAGGACAUAAGGUGAUUUUUUUUGGUUUGCAAAACAGGUGACUAACAACUAUGGAGAAGUUAAAUACAGCUGUAUGUAGGUCUUGUCCUUGCAGGGUCAGAGGUUUCCAGUGGUCCAGCUGUUUCUAAAUGUUGCCUAAGGGCUUGCCUGUAGCACAGCUGGAGUUUGUCAGUGUGCGCGAGUGUGUCUCCUACAAAGAAGCAAAGAUAAGUCCUGGUCUGAGCAUAGAGCAAGUUUUAAGAGGGCAGGUUUGGGCUUUCAAAUUAUUUUUCUCUUGCCUACCCCCCAGGUACAUCCAGAGCCUUUGGUCCCCUUGCUCUGUGGCCACUGGCACACUUUAUAAAACAGCUGACAGGAUGGGGCUGCUGAUGAAGGUCAUAAGGGUAGAAAGUGUAGCCUUGUGACCACAUCACGGGCUUUAUAAAUAGCUGAGAUAACAUGAAUACUUUUUGGAUUUUUAUAGCAUCUUUCAGCAUUUUAGUGCUUUGUGAGCCAUUGCGAAAAAUGAGUCUCUGUUUCUUCAGUUUUACAACCACAGAGUUGGGUUAAAUGAAUCUUGACCAACCCUAAUGUGCUUUCCUCCAUUUGAGAGUAGAGAUUUGUGAAGAACUCGGCUGACGUCAGCAUCAAUCUUUGGUCUCCAGUAUUACUUCUUUGCAGUUUACUUAUUAGCUGUUUCUCAAAAUGGAAUGUCUGCAGAGCCCACAGCACAGUGUCAGGAAUUAGGACUUUGGAAGAUUGAUGCCAUCGUGAAGGACCUGGGGAACCGCGCUCUUGAGGCAGUUGUGGUAUUAGAACUCAUUUUCCGGUUGAAGGGCUCUUUUGGGACUCAAAGCACUGACUCGGCACGUUGUUUUGGGAUCAGCCUUUGCUGAUAGUCACCUACCUCUUUGGUUUCUAAUUUAUAUUAUUCACAGGUUGAAAUUGUUUUUGUCCGUUAGGGAUCUUACGGAACAUAAACACUGUAGUAGAUACCUAGAAGCACCUGGGGGUGUAUCAUGCGUUCCAUUUUCAAUAUAAACUGAUUUCAAGCGGAUAUUAAUAAGUCUAUUUGAAAUUAGACUUUCUCUGAGAAAAGUCAGCGUGAUCUGUAUUCAUCUCCCAUAUUGGCCGUGGGCCUUGAGACUCUUUUUGUGAUAGGCGUUGGGACUGAGCUUUGUUUUCUUUGUCCUUUCUUACGAGCGGUGCUCGGGUACUUGUGUGCUGCCUGGUAGGCAGUGCCUCAUUGGGCGAGGGCGAGGGCGAGGACGAGGGCUCGGCGUACCUGCUGAGAUGCUCCGUGAGAGAAGACCGCUUGGGCCUCAGUGGGAACUCUAGCACCACCACCCAACAGUGGUUCUCUCUAUACUGGACACUGUUGAUAGGGGGCAGUUCACAAAUCAGUUUGAAUGUGUUUGUUAUGCAUACAUUUUGGAAGCUUUAAAAAAAAAUGUACUCUGGUGUACCUUUGAAAAAUUUAGGUGCAGAAUCCUAUUUUCCUGUUCCCCUGUAUUUUCUUGAGGUGAAAAAAAACCACUACUAAUUAUUGCCGCUGACAGACAUAAUCAGAAAUGUUUUUGUUUUCGUUUUCCUUCUGGCGAAUAAGUACAAGGCAUGAGAGAGAUCACGAAAUAUCUGCGAUCAAGGGAGAAAGUCAAAAGAAAUCCCCAAUAGUCUGGAGUCGUGAUAUUCAAAUUUGAAUAGAAAUUUGUGUCUUAAGUAUUCCCAGGGGAGCUUGUUAACAGUACAGAGGCCCGGGUUCCCCAGAGGGGUGCUCUGAUUUCGUUGAGCGCUCUGAUUCCCAUGCAGGUCCCUGGGUCCCUGAUCCUAAAGCAGGUGCUUCAAGAAGCACUCCUGUUGAAAAUAUACCUAUUUUAAGAUUGUCUGUUUUACACGAAAAUGUUAGUGUUGGAAGCCAUUAUCUCCUAGAGCAUGGGUAAUCCACAUUGAGCGGAAAAUCUACACAUGGUUCAUGUGCCUGAUUUGCUGCCACAUGUGUUAGUGCUGGGUCUCGCCAGUGUGGGCUGUAUAUUCUCUCAGCUGGCAAAAUUCUGAUAGGCCAUGCUGUCUCACGCUAGAGCAAAAGGAGUCAUUUAGUAUUUGAAAGUCAUGACUUUCAAGAGUCUAGUUUCUCUAAUAUUUUCUUUUCUUCUAGAGAGAUGUCUUUACUGUAUAUAAUCUCUGGAAGAGAAUGAGGGGAAUGUAAAAAUCAUCGAAUUUCCCGUUGCUCUGCUUAUGCCAGUCGUGUUCAAUGGAAGCAUGAAGAAAAUAAAAUAAUCUUUUUACUCUUUGUAUAAUUUCAGUUGCUGACAAAGAUAUUUAAUUUGUUCUUAAUCUUUGCUUUUGUUUACAUGAAAAUAUUUAUGUAUAUAUCACAGAAAAAUUUCUACUUGCUUGACAUUUUAUUCUACUAUGGUUUUUAAGUUUAAAGGAUGGCUUAAUUCAAAUUUAUUUUCACAGCCAUAGUCCUGCUAAACUGCCUUCAUCAAAGACUCAGUUUUCAAAUAAUAAAAAUAUCAAAGCACAUGUUUGUUAUUACAGGUAAAUGGUAAUACUUUUCUUAGCUAUAUAUUGGUACUAGUCCUUUGUAAUUAAAAUUAACUUAUUUUACAAUAGUACCUGACCUCUAUGGAAAAAAAAAACCACUUUGAAUUUUGGGUUGUAAUUCAAGAAUAAAAAAGUAUGGUUAUUUGUGCAUAUUGUUAUUACAACCAGGAAAAGAGCUCCCAAUAAGAAAAUGAAUAAAUAUUUAACAUUUCUAAAA